UCAGACUCCAACCAGUAGGUGCCAGUAAUGGGCUUUGUCCCUUUGUUUUGUGUCAAUAAAGAAAAGAGGCUACGUUUUUAGCAGUAAUGGAGUUCCCCCGGCACGCCCUGCAGCUCCUGUCAGGCCUGCGUUCUCAGCGUCAGCGUGGGUUCCUGUGCGACUGCACCGUCUUCGUGAGUUCCUCACGUUUCCUGGCCCACCGUGCUGUCCUGGCCUCCUGCUCUCCAUUCUUCCACAUGUUCUACUCUGAUCCCCCAGGGGGCACCGGGGCCAGCUCGGUCACGCUGGACGGGGACAUCGUGACGGCGGCGGCGUUCGGCCUGUUGUUAGACUUCAUGUACGAGGGUGUGCUGCGGCUUGAGGCCCCUCCCCCAGCAGAGGACGUGCUGGCGGCGGCAAGCUUCCUCCACAUGAACGAGGUGGUCCGGGUGUGUAAGAGACGGCUACAGCACCGACCACCACCAGCUGAGGCAGACAGCACGCGCCCGGAGGAGAGUGGAGUGGCGGUGGUGGGUGCAAGUGGACCCGGAGUUGGCAUGGUGGCAACAGGAGCUGCCAAAGUGAUGGCGAUGUCAGUGUCUCAGUCUGCGUCAGUUGCGAUGCAGAGAAGCCAGUUGGGCUGUUAUACGAGGUCAGAGAGGAGGGUGGAGGUUCAUGCACACGCCCCUCUGAGUCCUGACAUGGCCGACACCACCCAGCCGGGCAUGGACCACGCCCUCCUUCAUGUGGGUGAGCUGGUUACCCUUUCCUCCGGUCCCUCUCUCAGGCUGGGAGGUCAGAGAGAGGUUCAGGGGGGCUCGGCCCUUUGCAGCCCCUGCAGCUCCACAGAGUCAUACAAUCUCAGCAGCCACCAUCGCCAGCCCUCUUCAUCAGCAGGUACAUCAUCAGUGGUACCUGUGACCCAGACUGAUGGCUCCAGCUCCAUGGUGGGGAUACUGACCCAGUCUGACCACAGCAGCUCCUCCAGCCCAGAACAGGACAGCCAUGACCCUGUCUCUAACAAGAGCACAGUAAUCACACCAGGCAUGCAAUGCCAGCAGCAUGGUCUCAGUAUCAACACACACCCUCAGAUUAGAAUACAGCCUCCACACUCACUCCUCACCUCACCUCCCAACCUGAACCUUGUAACCCAUCAGGGCCAAACCUCAGCCCUGUCAAGGCCUGACGGGCUGCAGCAUGGGGGGUCAGAGAGGGAGAGCAAGGAGGCUAGUGAACACUCUGACAUGGGGACUGUGGGUGUGGAGGAGGUGGAGCAGGGGGAAGGGGUGAAGGUAAAGGUGGAGGCCAUAGUGAUCUCAGAUGAGGAGUUUGAGGAGAUGGAAGGAGUGAUGAUAAGGAGAGGAAUGAAUGGGGGUAGAGAACGAGGGAUGAUGGAGGUAGAGGACAGGAAUGUUUUUAACGACGAUAAUAAAGACAGAGAUGAACUAAACAACCCCCACUUCAUCCCUCCUCACCCCCACCACGCCUCACUCCAGAUGACCCACUCCCACCCCUCUGAGCCUUUCUCCUUCUCCUUCUCCCCCUCCGGACCCAGCUCCACUUCUUCUGAUGCUCCCCCUUUCCCCUCCUCCCUCUUCCCCUCCGUGGGCCAACAUUCCGACCAGCCCGUCUACUUCCAGGAUUCCAUGGGGAACUAUGUCGAGGACGUCCCCACGUGCAGUGUCUGUGGAAAGACGUUCUCGUGCGCGUACACCCUGAGGCGACACGCCAUCGUGCACACACGUGAGCGUCCCUACGAGUGCCGCUACUGUUACCGUAGCUACACGCAGUCAGGUGACCUGUACCGCCACAUUAGGAAGGCUCAUGACUCCAGCCUGCCAGCCAAACGCAGUAAAGGAGACACUGAGGAGGGCCAGCCUCCACACAGCUAACACACACAGCUAGCUGUAUACUUCUCCAUGCUACGGAGAAUGACACAUUAUUUAUGCCUUCCCCCUUCCAACACCAGACAUCCUGGUCUUGCAUGUCCAUGGCAAUGAUCUGAGAUACUUCCAAACGGUCUGGGAUACUUCCCAUGAUCUGGGGCACUUCCAAACGGUCUGGGAUACUUCCCAUGAUCUGGAGCACUUCCAAACGGUCUGGGAUAUGUCAGAUACGUGUUUCCCUCCACCAGGAUGGUCUUUUCAGACAUUCCCAUUCCCGGGACUGAGUGGGCCCGGUGCUCAGUCAACAAGCUGGUGCUGGCUGGUGGUGUUUUAGCUAUUUUAAAUGGGACUUUCAGGACUUUUGUCUUUUACAUAUUGUACCAGUUGUCUUACUAUGACCUCAGUGCCAAAAUACUUUGUGUACUGUACUAUGUUAUAUAUUCCAGAUAAAUUGGCAGUUGUCAAGGGUACUGUUUUUUUGUCAACACUAAUAGCGUAAUGGUCUGUGAUACUUCUACCUGUAAGUCUCCAUUGUUGCCAACUUUUACGAUUGGCUGAAUAUCACUACUACUUCAUUGCUGUGAAUAGAACACAUUUCUUCAGUCUAACAUACUUCCAUUGGAGUACUGUUCAAUAAAUGACUUCCAACACGA
Oncorhynchus tshawytscha (Chinook salmon) is the source of this 2518-nucleotide messenger RNA. RefSeq names its product zinc finger and BTB domain containing 3 (gene zbtb3). The coding region runs from base 87 to 1871 and encodes 594 amino acids. The transcript has 2 exons. Lineage: Eukaryota; Metazoa; Chordata; Actinopteri; Salmoniformes; Salmonidae. Gene Ontology annotation, biological process: regulation of transcription by RNA polymerase II. Gene Ontology annotation, cellular component: nucleus. Gene Ontology annotation, molecular function: DNA-binding transcription factor activity, RNA polymerase II-specific; RNA polymerase II cis-regulatory region sequence-specific DNA binding; protein binding. The record is from RefSeq and is a predicted model, not a curated record.